Messenger RNA from Cannabis sativa, 1503 nucleotides. RefSeq lists its product as uncharacterized. Lineage: Eukaryota; Viridiplantae; Streptophyta; Magnoliopsida; Rosales; Cannabaceae. The transcript has a single exon. The record is from RefSeq and is a predicted model, not a curated record. The coding region runs from base 1 to 1503 and encodes 500 amino acids. Gene Ontology annotation, molecular function: catalytic activity.
AUGAAUGUCCUAAGUUGGAAUUGCCGGGGGCUUGGGAACCAACGGGCGGUUCAAUUCCUAAAAGAGUUGGUAACUCAAAAGAAACCCGAUUUUAUUUUCCUCUGUGAAACAAAAAGUGGUAAAAGUAAAAUUGAAAGAUUGGGCCGGUCACUUGAGUUUGAAUGGGUUUUUACUGUUGAAGCCCAAGGAAGUGCUGGUGGGCUUGCUUUUUUAUGGAAAAAUCAAGAUUAUGGUAGUAUUGUGGGAUUUUCAAAAAACCACAUUGAUUUCUUGGUGGAGUCGGCUGAGAAAGGGAGAUGGCGUCUAACAGGAAUCUAUGGUGAAUCCGUGCGUGCUCAACGUCAACAAACCUGGGACCUGCUUCGAUUUUUGGCAAGAGACUCGUCUCUUCCGUGGUGUGUACUUGGGGAUUUGAACAACAUAGCUCAUCAUGAGGAGAACAGAGGCGGUCGAAGAUAUCCUCAACAGUUUAUUGAUGGGUUCUGUGAAGCUCUUGAAGACUGCGGGUUGGAGGACAUGGAGUUGGUUGGGCACCCUUUCACUUGGGAGAAGGGUAGAGGUACAGACAAUUGGAUAGAGAGCCGCCUUGACCGUGCUUUGGUGAACUCACUUUGGACCCAGGUUUUUAAUCUUGCCACUCUUUUCAAUCUUGAAUUUUCUUCCUCUGAUCAUUGUCCAUUAUGGUUGGAAACUGAAGUCAAGCAUGUGUAUCAUCCGAAUAAGAAAUUUAAGUUUGAGAAUGCCUGGUUAAAAGAACCUAUGUGUUAUGAAAUUGUCAAAAAUUGUUGGAAUUUGGGGGCUGCUAACCUCAUUUCAGAGAAACUUAAUCGGUGUGCCGUUAGUUUGGGUGAAUGGGGGAAAGAAGUUACAGGGAACUUCAAGCUUAGAAUCCGAAAAUGCAAGAAAGAAUUAAAAGCCUUAAAGAACUUGAGGGACCCCGUGUCUGUGCAGAGAUAUAGUGAGGUAAAAGAAAAUCUUUUUUUGGUGUUGGAUCAAAGAGAGGCUUUUUGGAAACAACGUGCGAAGCAAUUGUGGUUGAAAGAGGGAGAUCACAAUAGUAGUUAUUUUCACAAAAUGGCUUCGUCCAGGAAACGGAAUAACCAAAUUCAGAAAUUGAAGAAUGAUAAUGGUGAGUGGGUGGAUUGGGACAAUGGGCUUCCUACUGUUGUGUCCAAUUAUUUUAAUGGAUUGUUUCAUGCUUCGGGUAGUGCCUGCCAGGAAGUCGUUGACUGUGUAGAUACUCGGGUCUCAUCCUUUGUCAACACUGAGUUACAGCAACACAUUUCGGAAGAAGAGGUUAAGAAGGCUGUGUUUCAAAUGCACCCGGAUAAAAGUCCUGGGCCGGACGGAAUGACACCGGCCUUUUAUCAAAAGUGUUGGUCAAUAGUUGGGAGUGAUGUUGUUGAGGCGGUCAGGAGUUUCUUUCUCUCCGGGGACUUUGAACAGAAUUGUGGUGAUGCUAACAUAGUGCUUAUCCCGAAACUAAGAAUCCUUCGGAUAUGA